CUCACCACAUAUAACUUCUUUCCAUGUAAACUUGAUGAGAACCCUUUCUUUUCUUCUCUCUUCUCUUCUCUUGUUUGUAUGCAGAUAAUCAAAUCAAAGAGAAUCGAUCAGUCAUGGAAGAUUCCCACCAGUCUCUCUCCAUAGAGAGCUUCUCAUACAGUUGGUCAGUAAACACAAAACCAUCUAAUUUUGAUAGCAUGGAGGAAUAUGAAGAAGAAGCCGCCUUCAUUGAGAUGGAUCCCUCACUUUCUCCUUCAAAAAGAUUCUCUAACGUUAAUCCACAAGAUUUCAUCAACUUCAAUUUUCCAAUAUCAGAUCAGUCUCCAUCUGAUCAAGAACUCAUCUCCAGUACUACUGUCUCCAUAAUGAAAAAUAUAGAGCCUUCAUCUCUAAAUUCUUCAGUUACCAAGAAAGAAGUGCAUACUUCCUCUAGGAGAGGACUUGGGAUUUUUCAAAAGUUGUUAGAUUUUCUGAAGCCUUUGUGCCAGAAAAUAAGAUGUGCUAAUUUUGGGUGCAAAAGUAAUAGUAGUAUAAGUACAAGAUCUGUAGAGGGAAUUAUGUAUAAUAAGAACUGGGAAAGUUCUCAAGGGACAUCUGUAACUCCAAGGACAAGCAUAGCUAAUUAUUCUGAAGAUGAUUGGCGCAGGUCUUGUGAUUCUGAGAGCUCCAUUUAUGAGGCUGUUCUACAUUGCAAAAGAACUAUUAAUGGUGACGAGUAAUUAAUGAAGCUUCAGCACUACGAGAAAAAGAAAGAAAUGCAAAGUCUACUUAAAUGAUACGUAGGUGAUAGAAGAAAGAAAAAGAAGGAAAAAGAUGAUGAGAGGUGUGAAGUGAAGAUAUUCACAAAUAUAUUGUGGCCAUAUAGAUUGAUUGUCCCUUUGUGUUCUUGUCUACUCCAAGAAAGGCCAAGGGAAAUUCUUGGAAUUUUGGAGGAGACAAAGAAUCUACGUGACUCACAUUGUUUGUCCUUGUGUUUUCCCUUUUUUCUCAAGAAAGAAUCACUUUCAAGUUGGAAAUGUCUUGGUUUGUGCUUUGUAAAGUCAUAUGUAAUGAUAUCUUUAUACUCCCACUUUUCAA
This is a messenger RNA of Lycium ferocissimum, 1077 nucleotides long. RefSeq names its product probable membrane-associated kinase regulator 6. The transcript has 2 exons. The coding region runs from base 114 to 719 and encodes 201 amino acids. The record is from RefSeq and is a predicted model, not a curated record. Lineage: Eukaryota; Viridiplantae; Streptophyta; Magnoliopsida; Solanales; Solanaceae.